Messenger RNA from Pyricularia pennisetigena, 1392 nucleotides. RefSeq lists its product as uncharacterized. The coding region runs from base 1 to 1392 and encodes 463 amino acids. The record is from RefSeq and is a predicted model, not a curated record. The transcript has 2 exons. Gene Ontology annotation, biological process: mitochondrial transmembrane transport. Lineage: Eukaryota; Fungi; Ascomycota; Sordariomycetes; Magnaporthales; Pyriculariaceae.
AUGGCGUCCUUGGCCUCGGCUCCCUCAUCGCAAAUUAUUCACGACCCGGGCGAACGCAAAAAUGGCACACAAUCCAUCACGUUAGCAAAGAUGGUAUCUGGUGCGGAACACGCGGCGCCCUUGCCACUGCCAACCGGUGUAGCGGGCGGGUUGUCUGCGGACGAUGAACCUGUCGAGAUCACUGCUGUCCAGAAGAUGGUGUCAGCCAUUUCUGGCAGCCUAUUGACCGGGCUUCUAGUAACACCCUUGGAUGUCGUUCGUGUGCGAUUACAGUCGCAAACUAUCGCCAAGCCUGAAUCAUCGGUUAAGGCUCACAAACUACCCCUUAUCUCCACAAGCACAUUCCGCCCGCCGGCCAAUCUAGGCGUCACGGCGUGCUGUCGCGAAGUCUUCUUCAUGAACAACAAUGCCCAGUUCUGCGUCGUCGGUGGCCACACAGAGCCUAGCAAUUCCAGGGUAGCCGCUCUGGAAUGCGCAGUAAAGCAGACGCAGCAGAGAACAUACAACUCGACUAUAGAUGGACUCAGGAAAAUUGCCCGGAAUGAGGGCGCAACUGCUCUGUGGCGAGGUCUAUCCCCGACACUUCUUAUGGCGGUUCCGGGAAACAUAAUAUAUUUCACUGGCUACGAAUGGCUCAGAUAUAACAGGGAAAGCCCCAUUGUCAAAGUCAUCAAGGAAGACUAUUCACCCUUGGUCGCAGGCAGUGUGGCAAGGAUACUGGCAGCAGGGGCCGUAAGCCCCAUCGAGCUCUUCAGAACCCGACUUCAGGCCUCUCACGGCUCUUCCGCAGCAGGACAUCUGGCCGACACGUUCCGAGGCAUUCGCGAGAUGGUCGGGCUCCAGGGCUAUCGGUCACUAUGGCGUGGUCUAACUCUUACUCUCUGGCGGGAUGUGCCCUUCUCUGGCAUGUACUGGUGGGGCUACGAGUUCAUCAGAGGAAGUCUUACCGAUGCGCGCGAGCGGGGGAGGGGUCAGACACGCGAUGCAGACGAGUCCCGCGGACGUGUCCGGAGGAGGUCACAGAGCCGUGAGAACCACGCCGAGACUUUUGUGGACAGUUUUGUUGCUGGCGCACUCUCUGGAGCGUUUGCAUCGGUGGCGACCAUGCCUUUCGAUGUUGGAAAAACGCGCACUCAAGUGUACCAGAGCAAUGGCGGCAUGUCCAAGACAGCCAAGGCUGUGGCACCCGAGGAGCGGAGUAUGGUGCAACUGCUUUGGCACAUUUUCCGGACCGAGGGAGCAUCCGGGUUGUUCAAAGGCUGGAUUCCAAGGACGCUCAAGGUAGCGCCUGCUUGCGCCAUCAUGAUCAGCAGCUACGAGGUUGGUAAGAGGGCGUUCAGGAGUAUGAACGAAAGGAAAUUACGGCAAGAGAUGGAGCUGAAGCAGUCCUAA